Xyrichtys novacula (pearly razorfish) is the source of this 11407-nucleotide messenger RNA. The record is from the annotation of a GenBank genome assembly. Lineage: Eukaryota; Metazoa; Chordata; Actinopteri; Labriformes; Labridae.
UUUCAGAUGCCAAAACUGAAGGGUUGGCGUCAAUCACAGGCUGCAACCAGGCGCUGCGCUCAGCGCGAGUUCCUGAUUGUUGGUCCACAAGGCCACAGUGAUGACGUGCCUACAGGUGUGUAACAUUUUCUUUUAAAUGUAUCAUUUUUUCUUCACGCACUAUAUUGGUAACAGUGUCUUAUUUUUUGUAUCUUGGAAAAAACACAUCCAAAUCAGGUUUACUGUUUACAUUUUACAAUAAUACAUGUCAAUGUUAUCUGUGUAAUAGGCACUGUCGGGACUGGUUAUCGCCAUCGCGUUAACCAGUGGCCAAUAUCUGUGUUGACUGGUCGGCAACACAAAUUGGUCAUUCCUCCUGAGGUUCCUGACAAGAAGGUAUGAUACUGACAUUAUUUUUUACCCUCACAACACAUAUUUCAGCUGAUACAGUAUUUAAUUAGUAUUUCUCCCUUUUUCAUCCUAGUUUGUUCUUAUCGUCGGUGACUCUCACCUGCGCCCAUUUGUUGAUGGGGUUGUGCCAUUGCCUGAAGGACAGAUGUCCUUUGGGUUCAUGUCCACACCAGGGGCCUGCGCUGAUGGACUGAGGACUGAGAUGGUACAUGCUGUUGUGCCUCGCAAUCCUGACUUGGUCAUCGUCAUGGCUCCUAGCAACAACCUCACAACCCAAGGGUCUCUUGAGAAGUCGUCAACAGAUUUUGCUAAACUUCUCUCCACUGCUGUUGGAAGGUGGUUCAAGGUGGGGCUAUGAUGUCAUUAACACAUUUUGUAGUGUCUCAAUUUGUAGUUAUGCUCUGUAAUAACUGUUGUGUUUUUUGUCCUUCUGGUGUGUUUGCUAUUUUAACAGGUAAUUGUGUAUGACUUUCCACCUCGCCUGAACCACCCUUUAGAUCAUCAGGAGCUGCUGCGGCAGGAAUUCCGUCGAGUCGCAGCACGUAUGGGUAUGUUUUACAACACUUUAAAUUUGCGUCAUGACAAAAUUCUAAAUGACAAUAAUAUCAUCAUAAAACCAAUCAUAUAAAACAUCUACAGAAAACACAAACAAAUUACAUGUAUUUUUUAGAAUAACUCACAACUCUGUACAUUUUAUGGACACAGUGAAAGAAUAAUUGUCUUUUCUGUUUGUAGUAAAAUACACACAUCUGUACUAAUGCUUCACUUUGUCUCACUUUACAUUAACAGGCAUUCGAUAUGUUUGCCCUGCUGCUGAUGACUUCCCCCUGAGACGCCUCAAGCUGUGGUGCAGGGAUUCUGUUAGUACAAUCCCUACUCAUCUGAUGUUUCAUAUGGACUUCAUAAUAAAUGCACAAAUUUUUGCAUCAUGCAAAUUUGUGAUCAUGAAAAUUGUCUUGUCUUCUAUAUAGGUCCAUCUCAGUGAUGAUAGUGGGUCGCCUAUUCUGGGGCAGCGUCUCUGGCAGGCGGCCUACACUGAACUGGAGAGAGGUGAUCCUGCAUCGGUGCUGUCAGUGCAGCGCAGGCGCUCCCCCCCCCCGAGCACUGUCACACCAAAGGUGGUUGUGAGGGGAGAGGUACCUGCACCUGAACCAUCCAACCCCUUUGAGUGGACGGUGUGUGGAAAGGUGCACAAGGUAAACAUAAUUCCUGUGUUUGUAUAUACAUAUAGUAUAUGUAUUUAAUACAGUAUUGUAAAUUCUCAACUUACUUAUCACAGCAGAAUCUCUCUGGCAACGAGGUGGAGGACUCUGCUCCAUGCACGCAGCAGGUUUGUCAUCCUUUUUAUGACACAACUAUCAUACAAAACCACAAUCAUCAGAAUUUCUGUAUGGAUUACACACAUUUUCUUUGAAAAGCAACCCUUUUCUAAAGUAUUACUUUAUUUAUUCUAUAUUUUUUUUCUCUCUCCUUCUCAUCCUAGUUGUCAACAGUUGGGUUGCGAGACUGUUUUGUGCGUCUCAACCCUAUCCAUUUCAGUGCACACCUGAUGGAUGCCAUGGAGAAGAUUUCGCCGUCCCAGCUUCCCAACCCUGUUCCACAAGAUGAUGAGGUCAGUGAAAAUGUCAAACUACAGCAGCACUUUGACUGUUCAUUCAUAAAAUGUUUUGUGUUGCACAACAACAAUUCUUAUAAGAAAUAUUUCUUCAUUCAGAUGCCACGUGUGGAACCACGCAGGACUGUGGUUGCAUCUCGAAGGAUCCCUGCCAGGAAGCAGGUUUGUUUCUUCAUUGGCACACAUGGUGUAUUAAUAUGCAAGCACGCAGAGCUAUGUUUGCAUCUAAACCAAGUUUAACAUACAGAACUGAAAUAAUAACAUUGAGAAAUGUUACUUGGCCCUUAAUUUCAAAAAAAAUUUUUCUUUAUUCAUUCACAAAUAAGAUGUUAGUAUUAUCAGUUAAUGAUUCUACUUUCAACUAUAAAAGUAAAGUUUUUUACAAUUUGCCCUUUUUAUCAAUGACAAUAUAUUUAUGCACAAACUUUUGUGUGCAGGGAAGGGCCUUGGGUGUCCAGAGCCCAGCCGAGCUGCAGACGACUGAGGUGCCUCCUGCUACAGAAGUCACUUCCCCUGAGGUGGGCUUGGAGAGGGUGGCAGAGCUCCAGACGUGCCCGGGCGUGGUGACGGUGAACGCUACCAUCCUGUCAGCACCUCAGCCAGAGGGAGACACCCAGGUGGAACAGGUAAGUAUGCGUAAACGUCUUCUUUUCCCCCCUCUUGUGUUUGGUGAUUUUGAUCGCUCACCUGUGCAGGUUAGCAGUAUGGAGACUGAGGCAGUACAGUUUCUGUGCACUGAGAUUGAGGGUGAGAUGUCUGACCCAGGUUGGGUAAGAGACAGUGUCCAAGGAUCAUUUCACCAGGGAAGUGAUUUAUUAAGUUAUCACGGAACACAGUGUAUGGCAAUUGGGCUGGCCAGCGUUGCCAAACACAGUGUCAAAAGCGUUUUCUCAUGGGGUGUGCAUGAUCUUGACACAGCUUUGCUCUGUGGGGAUCAACUGUACACAUAUCUGCGAGAUAACGACAAAAUCAGUGGCGGGAGUGAUUUUUUGUGUAUUCCAGAUUUGCCUGCUUCACACACAAUUGAUGGCAUGGAAUUUGACUUUGAGUAUGGUGAUUACAUGUCUGGACUCAUCAACCAGACUGAUGGGUCACCCAUUGCACCCGGGUUGACAACAUUGCUGCAUAGUCUACAAAUUCUGUUUUACAAAUAUGACACAUGCUUUUUGACAUUGCAUUGCAGCACAUGUGUUGUCAUUCAUGAGAAUAAUAUGUUUGCUGUUGUUGAUUCUCAUGCUCGAAAUGCUUUGGGCCUGGUGGAUCCUGAUGGCAGAAGUGUUGUUGCAUAUUUCCGUAACUUGCAGGAACUGUAUACACAUGCAUUAGCCUUGGCUGCAUCACAGCAUGUGAGCAACCAGGCUUUUGAAGUUGCUGGUGUGCGUGCAAUCCCCAGAAUGUCAGCAAUUGAAAGUAUGUGUUUGCCAUCCAGCUCAAGAGUACAUACUGAAAUACUGAGCAAAAUGAAGAGUGUCUAUGCAGAUGUACAACAGGAAGUGUCGCACUCCAAGCAGGGGUGUUCAUCCAGUACAUCAGUACAUAGGAAGCAAGGCUUGAAACGUCAACGCUUUGUGCACGCUCCUGCUGCCAAGAGAGCAAAGACGAACAAUUUUGGUGAUGAUGUAUUCAUUGUUAAAGACACAAACAACAAGAGUGCAAAUAAUAGUAAUGAUGUUGUGUGCAUUGAUGAUGCAAUAAGCCAGACUGACGACGAUGUGAUGUGUGUUGGUAAUGGAGCCCAACAAGAUUUAGUGUUUAACCCCCUUCAGUUAGAGGUUGCCAAAGUGUUGUGCAACACUUUAGGGAUAGAAUGUCAGAAAGUUGAAAUGGAAGGAUUUGUAGCAGGCAUAUUAGGACCUCCAUGCAAGAAGCAGCCUAUUGUCGGCGAUGGAAAUUGCUUCUUCAGAGCUGUGAGUCAUGUUUUGUCUGGUAGUGAGAGGUUUCACAGGAAACUCAGGUUGGCAGUUGACACAUUGAAUGUCAUCCUGGAUCAUAUGAGCACAUUCUGAGAAAUGAAUUUACCUCUGUCAAAGAAUAUGUUCACAUGUCCAGAAUGCGAUAUGUGGGUAGUUGGGCCACAGAGGUGGAGAUUCAGGCUGCAGCAGAUUGUUUCGGGGUUAGCAUUUUUACCUACAUUGACGGUCGAUGGCUUCAAUACAGCUGUCAAGGUCGACAAUUAUCAGAACAGGCAGUGUAUUUGGAGAACUGUAAUAACAUCCAUUAUGAGGCUGUUGUCUGUGUUCGACAACCUAAUGUGGACUGUGAUUGCUGUGAUUUCUGUAAAGGUGCUGUUGCACAUAGUACCAACUAUGGUUUGACACAGGUGAGCAAAAAUGCGCCAUAUAACCUCAGGACAGGAUGUCAGGACUUCAAGCAACAGAGUCAUCAGAUUUUAAGUCCUUCACAUCAUGAAAAAAGGUUGUCAAAAUAUCUUAAAAAGAAGAAGUUUUUGCAAAUGAAAAUUAACUACCACAAAAACUUUUUGGAUUACAACGGACGUAACCAACAUGUUAGGAAUAGAUAUAAGCACAAUCUGUUGUAUCAACAGAAACUCAAGGCUUUAAGUAAGGUCAAAUACUUAGAUGAGGUGCACAAAGAAGAUGUUAAAAACAGAAGCAAGAUUAAGUAUAGAGACGAUGAUACCCACAGACAAAUUGUUAAAAAUAGAAGCAAGGACAGAAGCAACAUUAAAUAUAGGGACAAUGAUACCUACAGAGAAAUUGUUAAAAAUAGAAGCAAGGACAGAAGCAACAUUAAAUAUAGGGACGAUUAUACCCACAGAGAAAUUGUUAAAAAUAGAAGCAAGGACAGAAGCAACAUUAAAUAUAGGGACGAUGAUACCCACAGAGAAAUUGUUAAAAAUAGAAGCAAGGACAGAAGCAACAUUAAGUAUAGGGACGAUGAUACCCACAGAGAAAUUGUUAAAAACAGAAGCAAGGACAGAAGCAACAUUAAAUAUAGGGACGAUUAUACCCAUAGACAAAUUGUUAAAAACAGAAGCAAGGACAGAAGCAACAUUAAAUAUAGGGACGAUGCUACCCACAGAGAAAUUGUUAAAAUCAGAAGCAAGGACAGAAGCAAAAGUAAAUAUAGGGAUGAUAAUACCCACAGACAAAUUACUAAACACAGAAGCAGGGAAAUAAGUAAGGUUAAAUAUGGAAAAGCUGCAUUUAGGCAGACAAAAAUAAAUUCAGUAAAGACAAAUUACCACCAGAACACAGAACACUUCCUUGAAUCUAAGAAACUUAGAAUAUUAGACAGGAAGGUAAAACUAGAACAGAUGGACUUUGUAAUUGAGCAGUUUUUGGAAAAAAUCAAAGAUGGGCCAGCCUUUGUGUGCAGUGUGUGCCAUAGACUUUUGUUUAAACACCAGGUUUCGAGUUGUAAGAUAGACAAGUACAAUAGCAAUACAAAUACAGCUCGUGUCGCAGCUAGAUGUAUUAAAGAUGUGUAUGUGCAUAAAUGUGUGUCUUCUUGUGCCGUACCAUGUGUUUUGAAAGCUUCCCCUCGUGGUAGUUUGUGGAUUUGUCAUUCAUGUCAUGGCAAGGUCAGUAAAGGUGACAAGCCAGCUGAGAGCGCAUCCAAUAAUCUGACCGUUGAUCCAAUUCCACCUGAGUUGGCUUGUUUAAAUCGCCUAGAGUCGCAUUUAAUUGCACUCCAUAUCCCCUUUUUGAAGAUGGUAGCUCUUCCUAGAGGUGGUCAAAAUGGUGUUCAUGGGCCGAUUGCAUGUGUUCCAGCCAACAUUGUCCAAACCAGUAACGCGUUGCCACAUUCAAACAUGGAAGGUUCAGUUAUUCCCGUUAAACUGAAGCGCAAGCUUACUUAUAAAGGACAUUAUGCAUACGAGUAUGUUGACCCUAUGCAUAUCAAGAAAGCACUGCAUUAUCUGAAAGAGAACAAUCCGUUCUACAAAGAUGUGCAGUUCAAUGAUGACUGGAUAAAUGAAUUUUGCAGGGAUGAGAGUGCUGACAAAGAGCAGCAGAGUAUUGUUGAUGAACAGGGAGGAUCGAAUGCAGAGAGCUCUGAGGCAUCUACAGCUGAGGCAGCUGCAGCUGAGGAAGAACUUCUGCAUGAUCGACAGCAGCAUUGCAUGUUUCAAGACACAUGCUCAAUGCCUGUUGAUAUUGGCCAGGAAGCGCUGGACCAAUAUUUUGAUGGUGUUUUGAACUUGGCUCCAGCUGAUGGACAGAACCCUGUGAAGGUUUUGACAACAAAGGAGAACGAGGCCAAGUGUUUCCCCGUGUUGUUUCCAAAAGGCCGUGGAACAUUUUUUGAUAACAGAAAAUUUUCUCUGACUCUGUUCCGCUAUUUGAGCAACAGGCUAUAUCAUGCUGAUGGUAGGUUUGCACAGAAUAUUGAGUUUAUUUUUUAUGCUUGUUACAUGCUUGAGUUACACCAAGUCAUGUCCAGUGUGUCAAUUGCGUUGAGAAAAGGGAAAGCCAGUAAGGUUAGAACAAAGAUUAGUGAUGUAUUGAAAGAUGAAGACAACCUGCGUGACCUUUUAAAUCAUGAUGAUGGGUACCGGUUUUUAAAACCUGUAAGGGGUACUCCAGCAUUUUGGCAGGGAAUUCAGAAGGAUAUGUUAGCAUGCUUGCGACAGCUUGGCAAACCUGCAUGGUUUCGUUCAUUUUCUGCAGCAGAUUUGAGGUGGAAGGAAUAUUUAGGGCAGAGGGGCGAGCACAGACAUUUGAGGACCUGGAGUGGGCAGACAAGUGCGACCUGUUGCGUCGUAAUCCUGUACUCGCUGCUCGCAUGUUUGAUUAUCGCUGGCAUCUAUUUCUGAAAGAGGUGUUGAUGUCUCCAGCAAAUCCAAUUGGCAAAAUCCUCGACUACUUUUACAGGGUGGAGUUCCAGCAGCGUGGCUCUCCACACGUUCAUUGUCUGUUUUGGAUUGAGAAUGCCCCUGUAAUUGAUGUGAACACAGAUGAUGAGGUUGUUCAGUUUAUUGAUAAAUAUGUUUCAUGUGAACUACCUAACAACACUGACGAUUUACAUGAGGUUGUUUCUUCAGUGCAGCAGCAUUCAAAGCGGCACUCCAAAACUUGUAAAAAAGGUGGAAAACAGUGCCGCUUCAAUUUCCCAAAACCAGUGUCUGCUAGGACUUUCAUUUCCUGGGCAUAUAAGGAGGUUGAGAUGGAGUGCGUGUGUCAGCGCAACGACCAUAACAUGGUAGAACAGUGCACUUGUGGCAAGGAAGAAAAUGAGAAGAAGCACAAGCAGGAAGGGGAAUUUGCUGUUAAGGUUUUUGAAUUAAUAGCUAAAGCAUUGUCAGACGAGAACUGCACAAUUCAAACUGCAGAUGAGCUAUUUGCGAGUAUAGGUAUACGACAGGAGACAUUUGAGGCAGCAUACAGGAGGUUAGGGAAAAAGACAGAGGUGAUUAUGCGACGGCAGGUUAUUGAUACGUGGAUCAACCCACAUUCCAAGACUCUGUUAAAAGCUUGGAAUGCAAACAUGGACAUCCAGUAUGUGACUGAUGCUUAUGCUUGUGUAGUCUACAUCAUUUCAUACAUCUCUAAAGCAGAAAGACAGAUGGGAUUGAUGUUAGCAAAUGCACAGCGUGAAGCAUCUAAGGAAGACAACCUCAGUGCCAAACAGGCUUUGAAAAAGCUAGGCAGUGUUUACCUUCACAACCGAGAUGUUGGGGCUCAGGAGGCAGUCUACAAGCUCAGCAACAUGCACUUAAAAGAGUGCUCUCGGAAGGUGGUUUUUGUACCGACAGGUGACAAUGUUGUCAGGAUCAGCAAGCCAUUGACUGUGUUAAAAGACAUGGCUGCUGAAUCCACAGAACAGAUGUGGAUGAUCAACUUUGUUUACCGUUAUAAAAACAGACCCAGAGAUCAUAUAUUUGAAGCCAUGUGCCUUGUCCAUUUUGCUGCUGAGUAUCGUGUGCUCUACAAAGGUGAAAAAUCAAAAAACCGAAUUGAACUUGAUAACGGCUGUGGGUUUGUGUUGAGAAGAACCCGCACACAGCCUGCGCAAGAUUCUCUGAGACUAAAAGUCCAGAGUUAUUUCACCAAAGCAUUUUGCAGCUGUUUCUUCCGUAUCGUACAGAAGAACAGCUAAAGCCAGAGGGAUUUGUCACUUUUGAAGACUUUUACAAAACUGGCCGUGUCAUCAUUGGUGAUGGACAGCUACGUUCAGUGAAGUCAAUUGUGGACUCGAAUCGCUGCAAUUAUGAAAUAGAUGCUGAUGACUUAGAUGAGGUUUUUGAUUCUGUAAAUUUUGAUGGUCCUCUAGAAGAUGCGUGGGGGCAGUUGUUCCCACAGCAAGAAACUGAACGCCUGGAGUCAAUCCAGGAAAGGGCAGAGCAGAUAGAGGUAGACAAUGACCCAGUGGAACAUAUUCCUGAUCUGGCUGGGGGUGUAGAGCAGGCUAAGGUAACUAAGUGCAACAAUUUAAGUAGAAGCGAGGGAUUGGCAUUAUGCAGGUCUUUAAAUGAUGACCAGAUGCGUGUGUUAAACAAGGUCCAUCAGUGGUGCGUUGUUAAAGCAGCAGGUAGAAACCCAGACCCCUUUCAUGUGUUUGUAACAGGUGGUGCUGGCGUUGGAAAAUCGCAUUUAAUCAGAGCGAUUCAAUACGAGGCCACAAGGUUAUUGUCACCAAUGUGUCGACAACCUGACAAUAUCAGUAUUUUGUUGACUGCACCAACAGGGAUUGCUGCAUAUAAUCUGCAUGCAACCACCCUGCACAGUACAUUUAGCAUAGGGAAAGAUGUUCGCCUCCCUUAUGUACCAAUAGGUGAAGAAAAGUUAAACACAUUGAGAAUGAAAUAUUGUGAUCUCCAAAUCUUGAUAAUUGAUGAAAUUUCUAUGGUGGAUCACAAUAUGCUCACUUAUGUGCACGGCUGACUUCACCAAAUUAAACAGACAGGCAUUCACACUCCAUUUGGAAAUGUGAGCGUCAUGGCAGUGGGGGAUUUUUAUCAGUUGCCUCCGGUGAAAGGCAAACCGUUAUACAUGGAACCACUUGGAGUUGAUCUUUGGAGCACUCAUUUUAAGGUUGUCAAGUUGACAAAAGUAAUUCGGCAGACAGACGAAGAUUUUGCCUGACUACUGAAUCGAGUUCGGAUGCAUCCAAAAGACUCAGACAUGUUGCAAAGUGAUAUCACCACUUUGAAACAGCGAGAAACUGGCGAAGAAUGCUCAGGUUUGCAUAUAUUUGCCACAAAUAGCCAGGUCAAUGAGCACAACUUUGAGCAGCUACAAAGAACAUGUCCAGAUUACCAUGUAAUACAGGCUCAAGAUUAUAUAAACAACUCAAAGACAGGCAAACUGGAAUUGAAAAAGGGCUAUCAUACACUAACAUAUAACACGUGUUUAGAUGCAACAUUGUUAUUGGGUACUGGCUCUCGUGUCAUGUUGACAAAAAAUUUGGAUUUGGCUGACGGCUUGGUUAAUGGUGCAUGUGGCACAGUAACAGAUGUAGUUUGUGUUGAAAAUGAAAAGUUUCCGCAGUGUAUUUUUGUGAAAUUUGAUGAUGAAGUAGUUGGUGUUGAGAAGAGGAAACAGUCAGGAAGGGUGUCAGAUCAUCUUGUUGGUUCCACGGCUAUUACACCGGAGGAAGAAAGAGUGACAAAGAAGGGAGGUCAAUUUCCGCUUGAUCAUUCAAGAUUUCAAUCCCAAAAAAAUCUAUUGUCGGCCAGAAAUUGCUCAGGCCACUUCAAGGAUGGCUUCAUUCCUAGAACCUAUCACCUGGCAAGGGAGAGUGGAGGACACUUUGACAGUGUUCCUCAUGAAUGUUCAGGGUUUGAGACGCCAUGUGUCUGACUUGGCUCAGCACACACAGCAUUUGCAGCCAGAGUGCAUUGCUGUGACUGAGACGUGGUUGCAUCCAGGUUGUUCCUCAGAGACACUCAAGAUAGCCAACUACUCUCUGCAUAGUUGUCCACGAGCUCUGGCAUAUGAUGGUCAAACUGCCCCCUUUGCCUCUUUGCAGGCAAAAGAACAUGGGGGAGUUGCAAUGUAUUGUGAUGGAAUUAUGCAGUUUGCAAUCAUCAAGGUGCCUUGUUUCAAUGUGGAAUGUUUGGUGUACCACUGCAUAAACCUUAACAUUUUCCUUAGUCAUAUAUCGGCCUCCAACCUACCCCAUGACACUAUUCAAACAAAAUAUUAUCAAACUACUCCAAUGGCUGGAACACAUUGGCAAAAACAUUAUUGUCAUGGGAGAUUUCAACGAUGACAUAUUGAAGUCAUCUUCAAUUUGCAAAUUUUUCCAAGAUAGAGGUUAUGAUCAGGUGAUCACCCAGCCUACCACAGAGCGAGGCACUUUGAUUGAUCAUGUUUUUGUGAGAGGGGGCAUUUUCCACACACAAGCUGAAGUAAUGCCUUCAUAUUUUAGCGACCAUGAAGGUAUUUACUGCAGCUUUAAAAUUUGUGAUUAAUCAUGUACACUGCUGUUUUUGAUAUUAUUAAUGCUUUCCAUAGAAAAGUAGAUUUGAAAGUGUUUUAGCAGGUUUCCAUACAGCUGGCAGAUGGAUCAAUUUACAACACCUGGACAAACCAUGAUGUCAACGCAAGUGACCACUUCAGGACAUUGUAAGUAUGGACAUUUAUGGUGAUUGUAUGCAAACUAACAUGUGAUAUAUAACCUCUCCACUUCAUUUACAUUAGCAAUUAUUCUGAACAUCACAACUUGACUACAAAGAAUGAAAACAUUAGCAAUGCGCCUAUUUACUAUUUCUCCAAUAUGAUGACUUCUUCAUUUGUCAGCAUGUAACUGAUGUAAUCUCUCCUCUCCUCAAUGUUUCAACAAAUAUACCAUACAUCUUAUGAUUGCUCCAGCUGAAGACUGACCAGCCCAUCAUUACUCCACCUUUGGUGAGAUGAGACCCUGAUGGAUUACUGAAACAAUACACAAUUGGUAAGUGUGAAUUUCAAUUUAUACUUGACUAUUUUCAUUCAUACACUAUACUACUUGUGUAAACACUCACUGUGUCUCUUCCUCAGAAGGGAUGCAUACAACAGUGGUAUAUGAUUGUAAUUACCAUGAAUUCUAACUGUGUGAUUAUGUAACUGAUGUGUCAUGUCUUCUUCACAACAUGUAACCACACAUUUAUCCCAUGACACCACCAUCACAGGAGAUAUCAGCCACUGCCAACUCCAGCCAGAAACUAAUGCAUGCUAAGCAAGUGUGUUAUCACUAUAUGUUCAUUGAUUCUCAUUAUGUGAACAUGUAACUAAUAUAUUGUCUCUUCUUUACAGCCUGUAACAAACCACUCAACCCGCCACUACUCCAGGGAUCAGCCUAUGACAACUCCACGCAAAAAGGGAUGCAGCACACACUUCACAUGUACCAGAAAUUGUUAUUUAGGGCCCGAGCGUAGCUGCUAAGCAGCUGCGAGAGCCCUAUUAUUCCCCAAGUGGUUUUUCUUUGUUUCUUUCUUUCUUUAGGGCCCGAGCGUAG